This is a messenger RNA of Echinops telfairi (small Madagascar hedgehog), 6257 nucleotides long. It is a transcript of the gene QKI, whose product is annotated as QKI, KH domain containing RNA binding. Gene Ontology annotation, molecular function: mRNA binding. The transcript is spliced from 6 exons. The record is from RefSeq and is a predicted model, not a curated record. Gene Ontology annotation, biological process: regulation of mRNA splicing, via spliceosome. NCBI's taxonomy places the organism in Eukaryota, Metazoa, Chordata, Mammalia, Afrosoricida, Tenrecidae. Gene Ontology annotation, cellular component: nucleus. The coding region runs from base 45 to 857 and encodes 270 amino acids.
ACACAUUUUUACUUCCGACAGAAAUCAGCAGAGUACGGAAAGACAUGUACAACGACACGCUGAAUGGCAGCACGGAGAAGAGGAGUGCGGAGCUGCCUGACGCCGUGGGACCCCUGGUCCAGUUACAAGAGAAACUGUAUGUGCCUGUGAAAGAAUACCCAGACUUUAAUUUCGUUGGGAGAAUCCUUGGCCCCAGAGGACUGACAGCGAAACAGCUUGAAGCAGAGACAGGAUGUAAAAUAAUGGUCCGAGGCAAAGGCUCCAUGAGGGACAAAAAGAAGGAGGAGCAAAAUAGAGGCAAGCCCAAUUGGGAGCACCUAAAUGAAGAUUUACACGUCCUAAUCACUGUGGAAGAUGCUCAGAACAGAGCUGAAAUCAAGCUCAAGAGAGCAGUUGAAGAAGUGAAGAAGUUACUUGUACCUGCAGCCGAAGGGGAAGACAGCCUUAAGAAGAUGCAGCUGAUGGAGCUUGCGAUUCUCAAUGGCACCUACCGAGAUGCCAACAUUAAAUCACCAGCCCUUGCCUUUUCUCUUGCAGCGACAGCCCAGGCGGCUCCUCGGAUUAUCACCGGGCCUGCGCCCGUCCUCCCACCAGCGGCCCUGCGCACCCCAACGCCAGCUGGCCCCACCAUAAUGCCUUUGAUCAGACAAAUACAGACCGCUGUCAUGCCAAACGGAACUCCUCACCCCACCGCUGCAAUAGUCCCGCCUGGGCCCGAAGCUGGGCUCAUUUACACGCCCUACGAGUACCCCUACACAUUGGCUCCGGCGACAUCCAUUCUUGAGUACCCCAUUGAACCUAGUGGUGUAUUAGAGUGGAUUGAAAUGCCAGUCAUGCCUGAUAUUUCAGCCCAUUGACUUGCUGGACGAAGGACUAGAGUGCAGCGGGCCAGUCCAUGCGCAGCAGACCAGGGCCGCCCCUGGUCCCGCCACCCACAGCUCUCUCCCCGAAUUGUCUAGGACCAUGGUGCUGCAUGCGUGCUGUGUACUUUUUAGGACUUGGAUCUGUGUUUUCUUCCUUUCCAGCAUUAAUCUCGAUUUACAAAAUUUUGAAAAUCUUUCAUGAACGUGGACAUUAAGCUAUAAGCCUGAAAACUCCAUUGUUGAAUUAAAUGAAGCCAUGCUGCUCUGUAUGUUAUCUGUGUGCGUGCAUGCACUCCGGUGCCUUUGUCUCAGGAAUGGAGACAGGACUGCACGAGGGUGCGUUCCUCAGGGGGCAGGGUGGGGUACUGAGGGACGCAGGUCAGAGUGAAACCACAUGGCCCUCCAAGAGGCUGGCUUUUGCUGCACAUUCUUAAAGCCUUGUUUUUUGUUUUGUUUUGGGUUGGUUUUUUUUUUUUUAAUAUAACAUGUAACAUAUAACCUUUAUAAGUGUUUCCUUCCUAUUAACCCUCUGUCCUGUGGUCCUGCAUGCUCCUCCCCUCCCCCUGGAACUCCUCUCUGCUGCCCCCACAGCACCUGUUGCCGAGGAGUUGUAGGGCUGGCCUUCCCUGCCGGGGCCCAGUUGCACAUCAGGAUGAGCAGGGUGUGGGGCCGCUUACUGCUUAGAGACUCGAGGCCUGGCUGCAGAACUCUGCAUUGUAAAGCAACAUGGGUUUUGUGUUAUCCAGAAGUUUCUCUUGAGCAAAGCUUAAUGAGUAGACAAAAUUACAAAUAAAAGGUUCAGAUGCCCAUUUGGGAUCCAUGCUAAAUGGGAAGAAGGAAGGUGUGGUGAGCCAACUUUCACUCCCGCUCUGUCACCUGAGCUGGCGCUGGCCACUUGGAGCACUCAGACCACGGUGUCCCCCUGCGAAGGGACAGUGGCCUGCACACAGAUAACAUGCAUGCCGCCUGUCGGUGCUCCCGGUAGAGUACCUGGAGAGGAGCAGCCUUUGCAGACAGUUGCAGGCGUGCGUGUUGGUGGUAGUGCGGAGGUUGGUGUGAGCAUCAAGUCUUCACUGGUGACUAAUGUUUAAUUCCCUUCCUUUUAUCUUCAGGUAUGGCUUUCCCAACGAAAGGCUAAGAAUUCAAGAACGGUCUUAACCGAACCCUCAUCAGAUCUGAAUUUAACAAAUGCUUAGUCUCAGCAGCCUCCGGGGGAAAAACAAACACAAACAAAAGCCUAGCCUAGCAGUCAGUGACUUACUUGCACUUUUUGCACAUAGACAUAAAGUAAAAUUGUGUUAUUAAUUCGGUUUUGUCUGUAAUAUGACCAAGUGGCUGUAAUUGAUGAAGGAGUGUGUAGUAGUGUACUGACUGCUAAGUACUAUACUGUUUGCUUUACUAAUCACCUAAUUCAUUGCAGUUCAUACUCAUCGACUCAACAGUUUAAAACCACAGUCUGUAGGCUUUGAGAGUUGCUUCUAAACCUAUACAUGAUCAACUCUGAAAAUAGUCGUAAGGUUAGCAAGCCGUGAUCAGUCUUCAGCACGGCAGGUUUCAGUGGGCCUGUUGGGAGAGGCUCCUCAGGGACUGCGUGACCAGUAAGCUUAACUGGACUUAACGCAGAGACGACCCACUGUCAUGCACCUGCUGAGGAGCGGAGGGCCCAGGGGAAGGCCGCCGUGUGUGAAGCCAGUGCGAUAUGAUUAGAUGCCUAUACCUGCGGCCUAGAGCGUGGUUAAUUUUAAAACUACUGUGCCUUAACAUGUUUCCUAAAACCAAUUUUUGUAGUGAACGAACAUUUGAAGUCCAUUUUUGAUAAACCUGCUGUUAAUGUUCUUUGUUUGUUUUUCUGUUGUGUUUUUCCCUGUGACUGCUCUCUAACUUUGUCUUGGUGAUUGCAAUUUAACUAGGUGCGGUGGCUACUAAAGUUCGAAGGCACGAUAUGCGUGUCCAUCCUUACCAAAGGAUUGUGACCGCAGACCGAGGUUAGUUUAGUCCUGCAGUUCUUGUUGCUAAGAAACGCGUGGGGUGUUGCACCACACACUGUGGACCCGGGUCCUGACCGCCUGCGGCCGGCAAAGCAGCAACUCCGGCACGCCAGGCUUUGUCAGCAUGGAGAGAUUGAAGUGUGUGUGGGUGGGGAGGGGGUGGAGAAGGGGGGGGUUUCUUGUGGGUUUUAUUUUGUUUUUGUUUUGGUUUUUGCUUUUGUUUUUGUUUUUUUGUUUUAGGUUUUUUUUUUUUUAAUUCCCUUUAUAUUUUAACUUAUUAAAAUCUGUGUUAGUAAGUGCUAUGGUUAUUCCUACUAAAACAGCCAGUCAGUUCGGGGAGCCAUCCAGUCUGAUGUUGCCCGAGUGAUAGUUUCUGCUUGGAGUUGACCUUCUAGUUAGUUUAAACAUUUGGCGUGGGUGUUGCAAGAUAUAGGGAGUGGGUGGAUGAGGAGCGAAGUGAGGAGUUUCUGCCUCCUAUACGCUUCUGGGGAAAACUGAGGGUCUCCUUCCACUUUCCUUUCUGAAGGAAAGUGCUCAAGCCCCAUUAGAUGCACUGCUGAAGUCAGGUCAGGACUGUGAAGAGAACUGCACUUAGUCGGUUUGGUUUUUUUGCUUUUUUGUUUUUCUAAAUAAAGAUCAAAGUCAAUUCCCGUAUAGUCUUACAUUCUCUUGUCAGAAUGGAUCCUUUGAUUCUUAUCUCCACCCCCACCCCCAUUUGCUGCUAAACCCUCUCACGUUCAGAGGUGAUGGAGAGCCAGCUCUGUGUGUCUUUGGGGGCUAACCUGUGACUGCAAAAUGAGUCUGCAUUUUUCUCUUUUUCACCAUUUAUAAUUUGUGCCCCAUCUUUCUAGAGCCCUAGACUCCCUUGUAAACCAUUACUUUUUUGUGUGUGUGAAGUGAUAGUUUCGGUUUACUGACAUUGAAUUGCUUUUGUAAGUUUUGUUUGUUUUCUUUUUCAUUAUGAGAUAGGAAUCCCAAGCAGGGUGGAAUUCCCCCCCCCCCCCAGCUUCUGUGACAUACAGGCGCACUGCCAUCGAGUUGUCCCUGCCUCUCUGCACCUGUGUGGUUACAGCACAUCGUGCGGGGGCUAGUCCCAAUCUCUCCCAUUGCUGAGAAAGCCAGGGAUUGACACUGCAUCAGACCACUUUCUCUGAGCUUAGAAAGAUGGGCCUGCUUUUUGUAAGAACCUCACAGACCAGUGUCCCCCUGGAAAUCAGAGAUACUUAGGGCAUCCACCUGCCCAGCCUACAGCAGAAAUAUUUAACUUCCCAAGCCCUGUAGACUCUUAGCUCCAGCAGACCUGGCUAAGAGGGAUGAGUCCAUGAACAAAGUUAACCUUGGGCUCUGUGGGCAGCUGGAAGCUAAUGCUCCUUGUAAGAGUGGGUUAGGCAGAGCAUGGCUCCUGAGAGGUGGGAGGUGGGGUGGGGGCAGGCAUCCACAGGCUUAAAUCAGGCACUUUCAUGAAUGAUUUGAAGCUUUAUUAAUAUUUGCUAAUGUCUAAAAUCCUUCUAAAGAGUAUUUGAAAGUAGUUUUGAUGCUGUUAGCCUUUCCUGGUAUCCCCGCCCCUGAGGGGAUUUGUCUGAAUUUUACUUUCACGCAGUAAUUGCAGACCUACUCACAGCCUUGUGUCUUGAAGUGGUGGAGGAUAUUAGAGGAAGACUUAGUCUGUUUCGAAAACGACAGCACAUUCCAUGCUCUCCUGUAUUUAUGUGUUCUCACUAGUCCUGUCACUGAUUUUAGUAAAAAUGCAAUGUCAGCAAACCGAAAUGGUAUUUUUUUAUUUAAUUUUUUUAAAAAAUAACAAGACUCCUUGUCCUGUUGUCAGUCUCUCUGUAUGCACUCAUUUGGGUCUAAGGAAGGUGACUGGAACCCUUCCCUUAAAUUAUUUUAUGAUACUACUGUUGCUCCCUAUUUUUGAGGGGUUUUUCUUUUGUUUUCAAACUUUUGAAGACAAGAUGAUUUCACUUACAGCCAGGAGACGCAGCCUGUGUGAGGUGAGGUUAAUAAUGUGAGGUCAGGUCAGGAGUGGCAAGAGUAAGGGUGACUGGCCUGGAUCUAGUUCUUCACUGGGCUAAGCACAUCUACACAGUUUUCACGGCCUUCGGGGUCCACAUGUGGUUGUGGUUUGCAUGGGUGGCACACGGUGUGAACUCUGGGGGCCAGGACUCGGCAGGAUAUUCUCUGGGUGUUAUGGGGUUACCCUCUUUAUAUUACACACCCACACACACAGGCACAGGCACACAGAACCAGAAUUUUCCUCAAUACUGAUUUCACAGAAUCCAUCACUUCCCUAACUUGUCUAAGAAGAGCCAGGCCACUUUAAUCAAAAUGUGAAGUCGGCGCUGUCUCCUGGAGUGCCCAUGCAGUGGCACGGUGGUCACGCUUGUUAGGUAUUCAUGUGCCGCUCUGACUCCGGAACAGCCGUGCUUAUUUUAAAAACAACCCACCUCUUUGAAAAAAAGGGAAGAUUUGGGUUAUAUCAAGAGGCCCUAUUCCGUAUGUAUUGUAUUUAUAAAAGAUCCUAAAAGUGGCCAAGGGCCACUUUCUUGUGGCUCUACCAGUCCAUGACAGAGGUCCUGGGGUCCCUGUGAGCGUGUGACAUGCCCUGGGCUUCACUAGGGUUUGCCACCAAGCAUCUUCAUACCUUGUCCCCUCCACCUUAGUCCUUGUCCCCUCCACCUUAGUCACGGGCACAGCAGUACACACCGAGUGGUCAGGCCUCAGAGUGUAGUGCCGACAAUAAGCUAGUGAAUGAGUCUUACAAAUCGUACUACUGUUAAGUGGACCAAGUUCGGUGAAGCCGAAUGUGACGGGUCGUUAAGGAAGGAAUAGCUCAAGGACACUGGGAAUGGUCACUUUUCCACUUGAGAACUACUUUGUUUUACUGUAAUUUUUUUUGUUUGUUUUGUUUUAUUCUGUUUGUUUUGCAAAAGAAAAUAGUAUUUACAGGUGGCUUCUUUUAAAAUAUAAAAUUAUAAAGCAGGAAUGUAAUGUAUAUGAAGUGUCAGAUUUUAUUGUAUUUGCAGAGUAUUAGCUUUGAAAUUGAAUAAAGGACGCUGUUUGUCAUUUCAAAAUGCCUUAUUGGUAUCAAUUAGAAAUUCCUUCUAUUUUUUGAUGUACGUAGAGCUUUUUGAGUAUAGAAAUUUAAAUGGCAGAACUUUACAGUGUUUACAUGCAAGUGCAUUUUAUAAGUGUUCUAUAUGUGUAAAAUAGUAUUUUUCUUUCAACUGGAAAGUGUUGGCCAGUGCCGGCAGCCUGGCCUGUCCCUGGCUCCCAUGAGGUUGCUGCCCUGCUAGAGGACAGUUUAGUACUGCUCUGUAUCAUGAGGCCAGGAAAUUCCAUGUUGUUUGUAAAUAGAAUAAUUGGAGGAAAAAAAAGCAAUAAACAUUUAUUGAACAAAAGAAAA